GAAAUCCGCUACUUCUUCGCCCUCGACCUGCGCAACUGCGUCACCCUCCUCCCGCGCCUCAUCGGCAGCAUCAUCGAAGCGAUGCAGUUCCUCGGCCCGCGCUCGUGCGCCCUCUCCAUCGUCGAGGGCGACUCCCCCGACGGCACCGGCGACGUCCUCGCCGCCCUCCGCCCCAGCCUCGAGGCCCUGGGCGUCACCUACUUCUUCAACUCGUCUACCGUGCGCUCCGCCGAGGGCAACCGCAUCGCCAAGCUCGCGGCGCUGCGCAACAUGCCGCUCGAGCCCAUUGCGCAGCACACGCUCGCCUUGGCCGACGACGCCAGCGUCAUCUUCCUCAACGACGUGGCCGCCUGCCCCGAGGACAUCCUCGAGCUCGUCCUGCAGAGGCAACGGCUCGGCGCGGACAUGACCUGCGCCAUGGACUGGACGUACGCGGGCGACGACCCGACCUUUUACGACGUCUGGAUCGCGCGCGGCAUCAACGGCGACUCCUUCUUCCACAUCCCCGCCAGCGGCAGCUGGGCCGAGGCGCACCGGCUCUUCUGGAACGCGCCCGCCGCGAGGGCGCGCCUCGAGCGCAUGCGGCCCUUUCAGGCGUUUGCCUGCUGGAACGGCGCGACCGUCUUCAGCGCGCGGCCCAUUGCCGAGGGCCUGCGCUUCCGAACCAACCACCACAAGGCGGGCGAGUGCUUCCAGGGCGAGCCGGUGCUGUUUUGCAAGGACAUGUGGUGGCGCGGCUACGGCAAGAUUGCCGUCGUGCCGAGUGUGAAUCUCGAGUACACGAACAAGAACGGCAAGAGGAUCAAGGAGCUCAAGGGCUUCGUGUCGGAUGUCGUGAGGGCGCAGCACGACGAUGACGACGAGAGCGAGGACCGGAUCGACUGGGCUGGGCCGCCGGAUACGGUGCUGUGUAUGCCGACGUGGAAGGAUCAGUUCUUUCAGCGGUGGAACAAGAGCUUGACGGAGGGCGAGAUGUGA
Molecule: messenger RNA, 978 nt
Organism: Trichoderma reesei QM6a
Lineage: Eukaryota; Fungi; Ascomycota; Sordariomycetes; Hypocreales; Hypocreaceae
Exons: 1
Source: RefSeq, a predicted model, not a curated record